GUACAUUACACACAGAGUAUAUAAGCCAGUCGAGUGCUGCUUCUCACUCACUCCUCACUCUCAUCAUGGAGAAGAUCUACAUCCGACAUGUGGAGCUGCUGGGCUUCGAGAAGCGAGACUUCCCCACGGUACACUACGUUUACCUUCUGAUGGUGAAGUGGAGCGACCUCUCAGAGAAGGUGAUCUACAGGACGUACCCGGAGAUCCACACCUUACACAAAUCCCUGAAGGAGAUGUUUCCCAUCGAGGCUGGUCAAAUCGAGAAGAGGGACAGGAUCAUUCCUUCAUUACCAUCGCCGCGCUGGGUGGACUCUCAGAAGUCGACAGAAACCAGACAGAGCACCUUGUCCGACUACUGCCAGUCGCUCAUCAACCUGCCGCCUCACAUCUCCCGCUGCACUCUGCUCAGCGACUUCUACCGAGUCCGACCAGAGGACGAGAACCCACCAGCACCCAACACGCAGAAGAGAAACGAGACGUUUGUGGUCUCCAGAGAGUUGGCUCGAGGACAAGCUUCAGAGAUCUCCGGCCCCCUCAUACUCGACACCUACCGGGUGAUCGCAGACUUCCCCAAGACGUCCAAGUACGAGAUCGAGCUGCGAACCGGCGACUUGGUGGAGAUCGUGGACAAAAACCAGAACGGCUGGUGGUUCUGUCAGUGUGACACUAAACGGGGUUGGGCUCCUGCCUCCUACCUGGAGCCUCUGGACCAGCCGGACGAGGCCGAGGACGCGGAGCCGGACUACGAAGGAGAGCUGUUCGUCGCCGCCCAGGCCUACACGGCCGAGCAGGAGGACGAGGUUUCUCUGGAGCUCGGGGAAACCAUCGCGGUGAUUCACAAGCUGCUGGACGGCUGGUGGGUCGUCAGAAAAGGAGACGAGACGGGACAUUUCCCCUCCAUGUUUCUGCAGAAGGCGGGAAAACGUGAGCAACAAGAGGCGAGACGGACAAACCCUCAAGGACAGAAGCUUCCACCUCGCAGAUCCAGCAUCAGAAACGCCAAGAGCAUUCACAACAGGUCUCGCCAGAAGCUCAGCCAGGACUCCUACCGCAGGAACAGCCGCCGCUACCUGCAGCAGAAGGGGGGGCGCCUCACCGAGCCGGGCAGGAACUCCAAGACCGAGGCCAAGUCUCCCCUGAAGGAGAAGAAGAACCAGGAGAACAUCCCCGAGCGGUCCGGCUCCGGCUCGGAGAGCGAGGUGAAGAGGGAGGCUCCGGCCGUUCCCCCCCGCCCGAGUCCAGAGCUCAUCCUGGAGCGCUGCACCGACGACACCCGGAAGAGGCUCAGCAUCAAGUCCGGCUCCGACUCCAGCACAUGAGCACAGAACACGGAGAUGCAUCGCAGAAUGAAAACAAAAUGUAUCUGUCUGAGGCUUUUUAAUCAUUAUAAAAUACAUAAAUCUUCAAAAACUCCUCACAAACAUAUUUAGUCAUUUUCACGCUUUGAUAUAUUUUCAUGUGGAUUAAACAAACAAGGAUAUAGAAUAUUAAUAUCUGGGCUUUAGAGCAGCUGGAAGGUGGAUGAAAACAAAAUAUCUGUCUGAGGCUUUUUAAUCAUUAUAAAAUACAUAAAUCUUCAAAAACUCCUCACAAACAUAUUUAGUCAUUUUCACGCUUUGAUAUAUUUUCAUGUGGAUUAAACAAACAAGGAUAUAGAAUAUUAAUAUCUGGGCUUUAGAGCAGCUGGAAGGUGGAUUUUGUUUCAGACAGAGAUAGGCUAACUGUUCCUACAGGUUCCAGUCUUUGUGCUAAGCUAUGCUAACCUGCCUUUGGUAGUAGACAUGAACAGGCGUCAGUCUCUCAUCUGAAAUCUGCAUAUUUCUGAAAAUAAUGGACUUUUACAUGUGAAUUCUGCAUUGAUGUGUUUCAACGCAGAAAAUCUGUGGAGCUUUAUCUUUAUUUAUUUUCUUGCAUUAAUAAAACAAAACGUAAAACCUUG
Limanda limanda (common dab) is the source of this 1939-nucleotide messenger RNA. RefSeq names its product neutrophil cytosolic factor 1 (gene ncf1). Lineage: Eukaryota; Metazoa; Chordata; Actinopteri; Pleuronectiformes; Pleuronectidae. The record is from RefSeq and is a predicted model, not a curated record. The coding region runs from base 66 to 1319 and encodes 417 amino acids. The transcript has 11 exons. Gene Ontology annotation, cellular component: cytoplasm; NADPH oxidase complex. Gene Ontology annotation, biological process: superoxide anion generation; respiratory burst. Gene Ontology annotation, molecular function: superoxide-generating NADPH oxidase activator activity; protein binding; phosphatidylinositol binding.